AUGGCUGAAAAAUUAUCACACCCAUCAAUCAAGAAUGGUUGGUUUGCGGAAAUUUCAGAAACCAUGUGGCCAGGUCAAGCUAUGUCACUUGAAGUUGAAGAAAUCUUGCACGUUGAGAAAUCCAAAUACCAAGAUGUCCUAGUUUUCAAAUCAAAGACUUAUGGUAAUGUUUUGGUAUUGGACAACUGUAUUCAAGUCACCGAACGUGAUGAAUUCUCCUACCAAGAAAUGAUCACUCAUUUAGCAUUGAACUCAUGCCCCAAUCCAAAGAAAGCUUUAGUAAUUGGUGGUGGUGAUGGCGGUGUUUUGAGAGAGAUUUUAAAACACAAAUGUAUUGAAGAAGCAUGGCUUUGUGACAUCGACGAGACUGUUAUUGAGGUGUCAAAGAAAUAUUUACCGGAAAUGGCAGCUUCUUAUAAAGACCCAAGAACAAAAGUUCAUAUUGGCGAUGGGUUCAAGUUCUUAGAGGAGUACAAAAACCAAUUUGAUGUUAUCAUCACCGACUCAUCAGACCCCGAGGGCCCAGCCGAAUCAUUAUUUCAAAAACCAUAUUUUGAGUUAUUGAAAAAUGCCUUGACUGAAAAGGGAGUUAUUACUACACAGGCAGAAAACAUGUGGAUCCACUUGGACAUUAUCUCAAAAUUGAAGAAAGAUUGCUCUGAUAUUUUCCCUGUUGUUGAAUAUGCUUAUACCAUGAUUCCUACUUAUCCAUCUGGAUCAAUUGGAUUCAUGGUUUGUUCAAAAGACCCAAAUGCAAACGUUAAGAAACCUAUUAGAUUUGAAUGGGAUGACGAGUUUGUUGCUAAAAACUUGAAAUAUUAUAAUAGACAAAUCCAUGAAGCUUCAUUUGUUUUACCAACUUGGGUCGAUCAAAAAUUAAACAAGAACCUUUAA
Molecule: messenger RNA, 894 nt
Organism: Lodderomyces oxycetoniae
Lineage: Eukaryota; Fungi; Ascomycota; Pichiomycetes; Serinales; Debaryomycetaceae
Gene: SPE3
Product: spermidine synthase
Exons: 1
Coding region: 1-894 (297 amino acids)
Biological process (GO): polyamine metabolic process
Molecular function (GO): catalytic activity
Source: RefSeq, a predicted model, not a curated record